UAAUUUUCUCUCGCACGAUAAGUUUUGUCAAAUCGUUUUGACAGCAAAAUUCCGGAGUUAUUCCAACCAUACGCAUCUUCAUCAUAGUAACCGUAGAGCAUCCAUAAACACGGGUGUAACAUCAAAUCAUAUUUUCGUUCAAUCAUUUAUUUGGUGCGUGUUUUUUAUAGCAAAACCUCUAAAAAAAGUAAAGAAAAGUCCUCCAAAUUUGGUUGCGUUUUUGAGUUAAACCUCAUUCGAACGUUCGGGUGGGCGGCAAAACAAUAUUUUUCACCGAUCGGCGCAGCGGUCCCAACAGUUGUGGGUCGUUUUUUUCGGAUCAACUGGGAAGCAAACAGAUUCGACUUCACUUAAAGUUUGCAGGAGCGCUUUAUAGCGCUGUAACUUUGUAACGGAAACAUGGAGCACGACGUUGUGCGCAGGUACUCGGAUAAUCGUGUUAAAAUUUCUGGAUGGGCCGAAAAAAUUCAACAGUACCCGUACGAUUGUCCCUGGAGUACGGUAGGGCGAGCCGCCUACCGAACGUUCGGGUACACCACCAAACACUUCAUUCCACGCACCAGCACCCAGGCAAUGAGUGAUACCGUCUGGGGCCACUUUCAGCAACGGCAGUUGGCCCAGAAACGGGCGAAGAAACCUCACUGCUCUGAGGUUAAAGUGUGCCCGUACAUUACCAGCUACCAGCAUGACUAUUUCGAUCGGUUUCCAGCGUUCCGCAAGUUGAUGAUGAUAAAUGCGUUGCACAGUGGGCCCGGCAAACAGUAACCCCAAUCCGUUGUGAUACUCUGUCUCUAAAUUGAAAGAUGAUGAUUAUUUAUACCCUCGUGCAUGGAAACUUCCCCAUAUGGUGCGUAGUGCAACGCAGACCAUGGUAACAUUUAAAUCCGAAUAAAGCAUGUCAUUCCAUUUGUG
Anopheles stephensi (Asian malaria mosquito) is the source of this 912-nucleotide messenger RNA. RefSeq lists its product as uncharacterized. The record is from RefSeq and is a predicted model, not a curated record. The transcript has 5 exons. Bases 400 to 765 code for a protein of 121 amino acids. NCBI's taxonomy places the organism in Eukaryota, Metazoa, Arthropoda, Insecta, Diptera, Culicidae.